Molecule: messenger RNA, 1065 nt
Organism: Salvia miltiorrhiza (redroot sage)
Lineage: Eukaryota; Viridiplantae; Streptophyta; Magnoliopsida; Lamiales; Lamiaceae
Exons: 1
Coding region: 1-1065 (354 amino acids)
Molecular function (GO): RNA binding
Source: RefSeq, a predicted model, not a curated record
AUGGCGGAGCAGGGCAAGGGCGACGGAGAAUGGCGGACGGUGGCAAGGAGAAGGGCGAACCCACAAUGGACAGACAAGAACUCGGUGAGACGGACAAAGCCACGAAACGGUAUCACCUUCUUCUUCAACAAUUUUCCGGAAGGAAUUUGGCAAGAAACGUUGGAGAAAAGCUUCAAUAAAAUCGGUAAGGUUACAGAUAUCUUCUUCCCUAGGAAGAGAGACAUUAAGGGCAAGCCUUUCGGGUUUGUUAGGUUCGAGGAGGGCUCCGACAAAACAAGGAUCCUGGGAGAUUUGAAUAAUACCUGGUUCGGUAGCUACAAACUUAGAGCCUACUUAACUAGGUUCGAAAGAUCUACCCCGGAGGUUGUCUCUGUGGAUGAGAAAGUUUCGGCAACUGUGGUAAUAAAUGGUUGUAAAGACAGGCCGGCACCAAAAAGGACCGCCCAAAAUUGCCUUUCAAAGAAGAGAGAAAGCGGGAAGACUUUCAGGGAGGCGCUUGGAGGAACAGGUAAAUCCACCGAUCCUCUGGCGGAUGAGGUCAUUGGCUUUCAACCGACGGAAGUUGAGACUGAAUGGCUUACACACUCUUUUACUGGAUUCGUGAAAACGGAAUACACCUGGGAGGAGUUUGGCGAAGAAAUCAAUAGUGAAUGUGCAACUCUUCUAAAGAUCUCUUCCCUGGGGGGAAAUCUGGUCUUGAUUCAAAGCACGAACAAUAGGCCGGUGAAAGAUCUUCUGACGGAGCUUAACGAAUGGACAACCUUCUGGUUCGACUGGGUGAGACCUUGGUCUUACAUCGAUGUUAACACUCAAAGAUCGGUUUGGACCAAGUGGUUUGGAGUGCCAUUGCAAGCUUGGAAUUCUAGGUUUUUCGAGAUUCUGGGGGCAAAAAUUGGGAUGGUGUUGAAGAUUCAUGACCUUACAAAAUCCAAGGAUCGAUUGGAUUUCGCGAUGAUUCAGAUUUCAACUGGUUUGGCACCGAUCAACAAAACCUUUGUGUGUAAAAUUGACGGCGCCCAGUUUAAGAUCAGGGUGGAGGAAGUGGUUGAACAGAUUCCGGCGUAA